Morone saxatilis (striped sea-bass) is the source of this 1454-nucleotide messenger RNA. RefSeq names its product iron-sulfur cluster assembly factor IBA57 (gene iba57). Lineage: Eukaryota; Metazoa; Chordata; Actinopteri; Moronidae. The transcript is spliced from 4 exons. Gene Ontology annotation, molecular function: protein binding. The coding region runs from base 30 to 1136 and encodes 368 amino acids. Gene Ontology annotation, cellular component: mitochondrial matrix. The record is from RefSeq and is a predicted model, not a curated record.
AUACACACGUGCUCCAAUAUUAUCGAGCAAUGCAUUCUGGGACAUCAAAAUGGAGUUCUUGCUCCGGGACUCGUCUGCUAUGUCCUGUGUUAUGUAGCCGUCCACUGUCGUUAACAGGCGAAGCAGCCACUUCAUUUCCACUCCAGCGACAAUCUCAAGCCGGGGUCCGUGUGAAGAGUUACAGCCAGUCCACCGGUAACGGGAGAGAUGUCCCCGGACAGUUUGUGUGCUAUCGCCUUCCUCACAGGACCUUGCUGAAAAUCCAGGGAGAAGAAACAAGCCCGUUUCUCCAGGGGAUUAUAACCAAUGACAUGGAGCAGCUGGACGAGCCAGGACACACAGCCAUGUACUCACACAUGUUAAAUGUACAAGGGAGGACACUGUAUGAUAUCAUGUUGUACAGUCUGAAAGAAGCCGAUGAAAGACCUGGUGUUUUCCUCGAGUUUGACUCCACGGUUAAGGACUCGAUCUUGAGACAUUUGAAGAUGUACAAGAUCCGCAGAAAGGUCAACAUAAACACCUGUCCGGAGCUCUCUGUAUGGGCAGUGCUGCCCAAGGAAAAGAACACAGGUCAAGAGGCCAGUAAACCAGAGCUCUCCUCCCCAGACAAAGCUCUGGUAUGGGAGACUGAUCCUCGAACUCAGGAAAUGGGCUGGAGAUUGGUGGUGAACAGUCAAGUUGACCCCGUGGAUAUCAUUGCAUCAUGCCAGACAGGUGACACACAAGAGUAUCACAGACAUCGCUAUGCAAUAGGACUUCCCGAGGGAGUGAAGGACCUUCCCCCCGGGGUGGCGCUACCACUAGAGUCAAAUCUUGUCUACAUGCAGGGGAUCAGCUUUAGCAAGGGCUGUUACAUUGGUCAGGAGCUCACAGCCAGGACUCAUCACACUGGGGUGGUUCGGAAACGCCUGAUGCCAGUACGCUUGUCAGCUCCAGUCCAAGACCUGGAGGAAGGAGCUGCGCUGCAAACUCAGUCAGGAAAGCCAGCUGGGAAGCACCGAGCAGGGGUUGGAGAGCUCGGUCUGAGCCUUAUCCGCAUGGCUCAUGCCAAAGAGGUGUUGGCGCUCAAAUCUUCUGACGACGCUGCAGUGACACUUGAGGCCUCUGUGCCAGACUGGUGGCCUAAAGACGUGUAAAUCAACUGAAGAGGAGGAUGUUUCAUAGUUCCCUCAAAUGUGACAUAUAUCACAUCUGACAGACUUACACAGAACCCCGAAGUACAGUAUGUUACACUGUCAUUGCUUUACAGCUGUGUGGCACUAAUCCAUAUUUGUGAGUAUUUUUGUUUGCAAUAAAGCCUACUUUUAGAGUGAUUGUUCCCAAAUUGUAAAGUAUUAUUUACCACAGAAUGAUUUUAUUUAACAGAUCUGUUCCAGCAUUAUACAACACGAUAUACCAACUGUGAUAUGGUGUUGGUUUGUUUUUGAAUAAAGAUGCAAAAUAGCAAAACAAAG